AUGGCCCCUAGAAUCCUACUCUGCGGCGACGUUUUUGGCCGCCUUAACCAGCUCUUCAAGCGCGUCUCAUCGGUGAACAAAUCGGCCGGUCCAUUCGACGCCCUCUUGUGCGUCGGCCAGUUCUUCCCCGACUCACCGGAGCUUCUUGAUGAUUUUAUGUCAUACAUUGAAGGUGCCUCUCACAUUCCCCUCCCAACGUACUUCAUCGGCGACUACGGUGUCGCCGCUCCUAAAGUUUUGAUGGCGGCCACUAAGGAUUCUGCCAACCGUGGUUUCAAGAUGGAUGGUUUCAAGGUUUGCGAUAAUUUGUAUUGGUUGAAAGGCAGUGGCAAGUUCAACCUCUUCGGGUUAUCUGUCACCUAUUUAUCUGGUAGGAAAUCAUCAAAUGUUCAGCAGUUUGGAACUUUUAGUGAAGACGAUGUUGAUGCUUUGCGUGCAAUAGCUGAGGAACCUGGAGUUGUUGAUUUGUUCUUGACUAAUGAAUGGCCAAGUGGGGUUACAAAUGGAGCAGCUGCUUCAGACAUUCCUGCUGAAUUCUCGGAAUCUAGCGGCAGUGAUUCAAUCAUAUCAGAGUUAGUACAAGAGAUUAAACCACGCUAUCAUAUUGCAGGUUCUAAAGGUAUAUACUAUGCCCGCGAACCAUAUUCCAAUGUUGAUGCCGUGCACAUUACCCGUUUCAUUGGGCUUGCAUCUGUUGGAAAUAGAGAUAAGCAGAAAUUUAUUCAUGCAAUUUCUCCAACACCUGCAUCCACCAUCUCUUCAACUGAGAUUGCCAUGAAAACCACAAAUACUACCUUAUCACCAUACACGUCUACAAAGGAAAAAGCUUCUCCUAAUGACACUGCAAAGAGACCUGGUGACUCUGAUUCUCAACAUUGGAGAUAUGAUGUUUCACAAAAACGGCAGAAACAUGACGCUGGAGAUAAGUUAUGUUUCAAAUUUGUAUCUUCUGGCUCUUGUCUACGGGGAGACACAUGCAAUUUCCGACAUGACACAGAUGCAAGGGAGCACUGUUUGAGAGGUGUUUGUUUUGAUUUUUUGAACAAGGGAAAAUGUGAAAGGGGUCCAGAUUGCCGCUUUAGGCACAGCUUGCAGGAUGAAGGUGAUAAGCAUCCUUCCAGGAAGCCUGGAUCAGAAAAUACAAGGUCUAGCAGAUCAAGAGAAUGCUGGUUUUGCUUGUCAAGCCCCAAUGUGGAGUCACAUUUAAUCAUAAGCAUCGGGGAAAAUUACUAUCUAGCACUGGCUAAAGGUCCACUUGUUGAAGACCACGUGCUGAUAGUACCUGUUGAGCAUAUGCCAAGUACUUUAUCUUUGUCUUCUGAAUCUGAAGCUGAGCUCAUACGAUUUCAGAACAGUCUCAAGAGAUGUUUCAAGAACCAAGAAAAGGAAGUCAUAUUUUUUGAGUGGGCUUCCAUACGCGGCACUCAUGCCAAUCUUCAGGUCAUUCCCAUUCCAUCUUCCAAAGCAGUUAUGAUUGAAAAAGCAUUCAAUUUAGCUGCACAAAAGUUGGGAUUUGAAUUUGUUGUAAAGAAAUUCGAUAGCAUUUCUGAUGGAAGAAAGUUUUUGAAGACACAAACUGACGGGAAUUCAAGCUUGUUCUAUGCUGAAAUCCCAGGAGGCACAAUUUUGCUGCACCAUGUUGAGGAGAAAGACACGUUUCCUGCCCAGUUUGGACGUGAGGUUCUGGCAGGGUUGCUUAAUAUGGCAGAUAAUGCAGACUGGAGGAAUCGCAAACAUAACAAAGAUGAAGAGAUGAAAAUCGUUGAAGAUUUCAAGGACCGAUUUCAAGAAUAUGAUCCAAACCGUUGA
This is a messenger RNA of Lathyrus sativus (Indian pea), 1809 nucleotides long. The record is from the annotation of a GenBank genome assembly. Lineage: Eukaryota; Viridiplantae; Streptophyta; Magnoliopsida; Fabales; Fabaceae.